Molecule: messenger RNA, 1362 nt
Organism: Parus major (Great Tit)
Lineage: Eukaryota; Metazoa; Chordata; Aves; Passeriformes; Paridae
Gene: ARL13A
Product: ADP ribosylation factor like GTPase 13A
Exons: 4
Biological process (GO): non-motile cilium assembly; receptor localization to non-motile cilium
Cellular component (GO): ciliary membrane; non-motile cilium
Molecular function (GO): GTPase activity; GTP binding
Source: RefSeq, a predicted model, not a curated record
AGAGCUUCAGAGCUGAAGAUCGAGGAGCUGCAGCUUUUAUUUCUCCACUCUUUGCCCUGUGGUGUGAGUGUCUCCACCAAUUCCCUGCUCCCAGGCAGGCUCCUGCUGGGGCUGGGCACUGUUUGUACCCCGGGGAGCUCAGGACCUGCUGCCACUCAGGCCAUGCCCUGCUGGGGCACAAAAUAAAAGCAGUGAGCAGUGAUGACCCCCAGUGCGGCUCAGAGGGGACCCUGGGUGAGCAGCAGGGCUGUGCACACCACGAAGGGGAUGCUCCUUGCAGGGGCUGCAGACCAACAUCCCCUCAGGGUGGUGAGAAGACAGAGAUGCUGUUCCUGGCCCCCAGUGCUGCCCACACGGGCUCCCAGGCAGUGUCCCCACCACAAACCAGUGAGGGGACACGAGGCUGCAGCGGGCUGGGUGAGCCAGUGCUGUGUCACCCAGUGUGGCAGGCAGUCCCACCACAGCCAUGUCCCAGCGGCCACUGGCCCAGGCUGACCCACCAGGAUUAAGAAGCCUGCAGGAGUAAGUAAUUUAAAUCCAGAUUAGAUUUAAGCAGAUGCUACGCAAAGGGCAUGUGAGCAGAGUCUGCGCAGUGGGGAUGAGCAGGUGAGAGUCUGCCUGGCACUCCUGAUGUGAGGGCAGGGUCUGUGCCCAUGGGGUAUUGCCCAGAAGGAUGGGUUUUUCUCCAGGCUUGGCUUGUGUGCAGCAGAGGGGAGGCAGCGCUGCUGUGCUGUGGGACAGGGCACCUCGGGAUGAGAUGUUCCCUGCCGUGAAGACAGAGCCCAGGCAGGAGGAUGAAGCACAAGGACACGCUGGGCUGCUCACUUCAUAGGUGCUGGAGAGAGGCCACCCCUCUGGGCAGGGCUGCAGACCAUGUUCCACCUCUUCUCCCACUGCUGGUCGUGGCUGCAGGCUAUUCAGGAGCCCAUCAGGAAGGUGACCCUCCUUGUCAUGGGGCUGGACAAUUCAGGGAAAACCUCUGUCAUCGUGGACAUAGAGAGAGUGCUGGCCGGCGAGGCGCUGCCCGAUGCUCAGCCUGGCCAGAGCCGCCUGCGGGUGGAUCGCUUCGAGGUGACGCUGCUGGAGCUGCCCGGGGCCCAGCGCUCCCGCAGCGCCUGGCGCAGCCACUACAGCGAGGCACACGGGCUCCUCUUCGUGCUGGACUCGGGUGACCUGGCUCGGAUGGAGGAGGCCCGCAAGGUCCUGAGCCGCGUCCUGAGCCAUCCUGACGUCUCCGGGAAGCCCCUGUUGCUGCUGGCCAACAAGCAAGACUCGGCGGCCGCGCUGCUGCCCUGCGAGCUGAUCGAGCGGCUGUGCCUGGAGCGGCUGGUCAACGAGAACCGCUCGCCCUGCCGCAUCGUG